GUGCGGGUACAGUUGGCUCCACUCCAUGUUCCAUGGGUUGCAGAUCGGGCACCCUACAACCAGCCCAUCGACGACCAUGACACCAACCCAGAGGAGCACGAGGGCCAAGAGGACCAGGCCAACUACGAGGACCAUGCUGGCCACGACCAAGAGGACCAGGCCGACUACGAGGACCAUGCUGGCCACGACCAAGACAACCAGGGCCACACGGAGGAGGAGGGCCAGACGGAGCACCAAGACGACCAGGGUGACGAGGAGACCUUCCCCCGCCCAACUUGGCCAGACUGGGCGGUCAUGGACUUCUACCAUGCCCUGCAGGAGAACCAGCAGCCCACGGAGGAGCCCACGGAGGAGCCCACGGACGAGCCCACGGAGUCCAGCUUCCCACACAGCCCAUGA
Molecule: messenger RNA, 399 nt
Organism: Symbiodinium sp. CCMP2456
Lineage: Eukaryota; Dinophyceae; Suessiales; Symbiodiniaceae
Source: the annotation of a GenBank genome assembly